UCACAGCCCGAAAAGGAAUUAUCUCUAUCGCCGGUUCUCUCCCUCGGGACUUCACAGCAACAGCCCACAGCCGACGGUGAACUCUCCGUCCUCCAUUUCCUGUUUCAUAUUUAACGUCGUUGUUCCUGCCUGAAAAGAAUCAUAGCUUAAUCAUCGUCGUUCUGGUUUCAAUCAUUAUCUUAGACAUCAAUCAACUUGUCAUCCAACAAUUUCGUAGUUCCGUGGUGGUCUGACUCGUCUCAUCGUCACUCAACUCGCCGGAGAGGGAGAAGGAGGGCAUUAAGGUCAUUUAUCAUAAUCCUGUAGUUGGUUAUCCCUGCUACAACAAUUGUAGAGGAACUCCAUCUGUGUUUGAAACAAGUUCUUCAUCUACACUCUCACCAAUGAGGGAAGAAGAAGUUAACCGGUGCCAAAUUCAAGAAUGGUACCCAAAGUUUAAAUCCAUGUCCAUCAAAACCCUGAUUCAUGAACUUCCAGAGUCUUUUGUUGAGUAUCUUCUUGAUGACUCUGGGCCUUUUGUCCUUCCUGCUUCUGUCUCAAAUGAUGAUGCCCUUCCCAAUAGAAUCCAUAAUCCUUAUGAAGAAGAAGACUAUCAGGUAUCAGAAGGAUCUGGGGAUGAAGCAGAACCGUCAUCUCCUCCUUCUUUUCCUGAACUAGAACUAAAGAUUAAGCAAUCUAUUGAAUCCCUCGGGGGUGCAGUUUUCCCAAAGUUGAACUGGAGUGCACCAAAAGACUCCUCAUGGAUUAGUACAUCUGGGACCCUUCGAUGCACUUCAUUUAGUGAGAUUGCACUCUUGCUAAGGUCAUCGGAUUCAUUGGUACAUGAUCUGUGUCAUGCAUAUGAUUCAUGUACUGAUAGAACCUUAUCAAGACCCCCAAGGUUCUUCCUUGCCCUUCGCAAGUGGUAUCCAUCUUUACGACCAGAGCUGGAAUUUCGUUGUUUUGUAUGGGGUCAAUGCCUAGUUGGAAUUUCUCAGCGUGAAGUCACAACAUUUUAUCCGGCCCUCUGUGAGAAGAAAGAUGGUCUAAAAGAAUUGGUUCAAGAGUUUUUUGACAACAACGUGAGAGAGAAAUUCAAAUUGGAAAAUUACACAUUUGAUGUUUAUGUCACAAAAGAUGAGCAUGUUAAGGUUUUGGAUUUUAAUCCUUGGGGUGCAUUUACCCUGCCACUACUAUUUGCCUGGGAGGAAUUGGAGCAGAAUCUUGGAGAAGAAGGUGAUGCUGUGGACUUUAGAAUUGUGGAGAGCCAAUGUGGUGUUAGGCCUGGUUUAAAGACAGCUGUGCCAUAUGACUACCUGGAUACCAGUGAGGGAAGUGGUUGGGAUCAAUUUCUUAGGAAUGCUGAUGAGGAGCUGCAUCGACAAACCAGAUCACCUGAAGCAGGUGCUUGAGGAUCUUUUUUAUUCUUUGCUUAAGUCCCCUAUUUUGAUUCACAUUUUUCCUCUAAAGGCUUAUAUUAUACAUUUGGUUGAACUACUUAUUCAAACAAAAAAUGUGCAGGGGUAAUCUUAUAAACAUUUGAACAAUAUUACGUAUACCUACUUUGAGUAUACAAAUAUGUAAUGAGUAUACACUUAUUUAUAUCAUGAUAUAAUUGAAUGUUAUUGUA
Molecule: messenger RNA, 1609 nt
Organism: Mangifera indica (mango)
Lineage: Eukaryota; Viridiplantae; Streptophyta; Magnoliopsida; Sapindales; Anacardiaceae
Product: cell division cycle protein 123 homolog
Exons: 3
Coding region: 384-1391 (335 amino acids)
Cellular component (GO): cytoplasm
Source: RefSeq, a predicted model, not a curated record